AUGCCAGACGGAGAUCUUCCAAAUCAGCAAGUUGAGGAAUUGCAAGUGAUUGAAAGCAUUUUUGCAGAUCUGCUCAAAUUUCCAUCAAACAAUCGGAUUCACUUCGAGAUAAGCAAUUUCUUCGCCGAAAUCGAGUUACCAUCGGAUUAUCCAGCAGGUUCUCCGCCACAAAUAACUAUCUCAGCGCCAUCAUGGAGUCGUCGAGAAAAAGAAGAGCUACUGAAUGAGUUGAAUGAAGCUUACGUGGAAAAUCUAGGGCAACCAAUUCUCUACAUAUGGAUAACUAGGAUACAAGAUCAAAUUUCGAAAAUGGCUGAAAAUCCUUCAACGUCAUUCCCCCGUCAAGAUUUUUCACAGGCAGACGAAGAAAGCACCAGCUCGCUUAAAUCAGCGCAGAAUCACUUUACUCAAGAAGUUCCACAGAUCUUCUCGGGGGAGACCUUCAGUGACCGUAAGAGUGUUUUUCAAGCACACGUGGCAAGGGUUAGAUCAAAGAAUGAGGUGGACUUAGUGAUGGCAAAAUUGAAAGAGAACAACAAAGUCGCACGUGCCACCCACAAUAUUUUGGCUUGGAGAUGUGAAGAGAUUAAAAAUGGACGAACAAUUGUAUGCAAAGAUUGCGAGGAUGACGGUGAGCAUCAAGCAUCAUCCAAAAUGUUGGAAAUUAUUGAGAAGAUGGGAGCACAAAAUGUAAUGGUUGUUGUAACAAGGUGGUAUGGUGGUAUUCAUCUCGGGCCGGAUCGCUUCCGAAUCAUCAACAAUUUGACAAGGCAAAUUUUAGCGGAUAAUGGGAUGGAGAAUCGAAGAAAU
Molecule: messenger RNA, 810 nt
Organism: Mesorhabditis belari
Lineage: Eukaryota; Metazoa; Nematoda; Chromadorea; Rhabditida; Rhabditidae
Source: the annotation of a GenBank genome assembly